AUGGCGAUCGCUGAUGUAACCAUUGAUGCUUGCAUUGCACACAAAAGCAACACACACCCUUCUCUUACAUCGGAUAUGCAGAGUUUGGGCAGCUACAGCUCCUCUAUUGGAGCACUUCUUGGUUUCUUCAUGAGUGGUAUCUUAGUUCAUCUUGUUGGCUCCAAGGGAGUGUUUGGCUUGCUGACAUUUCCAUUUCCGGUGGUAUCGGUGGUGGGGAUUGUGUUUAGCGAGUCCCGCGUUACUGGUUUCUCUUACAAACAGGUAAACCAAAAAUUUAUCGACGCAGGGAAAGCAGUGUGGAGGACAAUGAAGUGUCCAUAUCUUCAAAGGAUGGUCCUAUGGUUGCUCAGGAAACGGUUGGUUUCAUUUUCUCAGUUGGUUCAAUAG
Messenger RNA from Eruca vesicaria subsp. sativa (arugula), 387 nucleotides. NCBI's taxonomy places the organism in Eukaryota, Viridiplantae, Streptophyta, Magnoliopsida, Brassicales, Brassicaceae. The record is from the annotation of a GenBank genome assembly.